This is a messenger RNA of Monoraphidium neglectum, 1053 nucleotides long. RefSeq lists its product as hypothetical. NCBI's taxonomy places the organism in Eukaryota, Viridiplantae, Chlorophyta, Chlorophyceae, Sphaeropleales, Selenastraceae. The record is from RefSeq and is a predicted model, not a curated record. Gene Ontology annotation, biological process: carbohydrate metabolic process. Gene Ontology annotation, molecular function: beta-glucosidase activity. The transcript has 10 exons. Bases 1 to 1053 code for a protein of 350 amino acids.
AUGUUCCAUUGGGACCUGCCUCAGGUGCUGCAGGACAAGUACCAAGGCCCCAUCAGCCCCGAGUUUGUGGAAGACUUUGUGGCCUACGCUGAUGUUCUCUUCCAGAACUUUGGAGACCGCGUCAAGGAGUGGAUGACGUUCAAUGAGCCUCUGAUGACCUGCGAUGCCUCCUACGGCUUUGGCAAUUUUGCGCCGGCGUUCAAGGGCGGCCACAAGGCGCUGUACUCCUGCGCCCACCACGUCCUGCUGGCGCACGCGCGCACCAAGCAGCUGCAAAAAGGGAAGUACAGUGCGCAGCGCUCCAACGUCGGCAUCGCCCUGAACGUGGAGUGGGCGGAACCUAUGACAGACUCUGCCAAGGACAAGACGGCGGCGCAGCGCAACCUUGACAUCCAGCUGGGCCUUUUUGCUGACCCCUUGUUCCUUGGAAAGUACCCCAAGAUCCUCAAGCAGAAGUUUGGAGAGGCGGCCCGCAGCUUCACCAAGGAGGAGAGCCGCCUGGUCAAGGGGUCCCUUGACUUUGUUGGCAUCAACCACUACACCUCGAAGUACGUCAAGGCGAACGGCAGCCCCCUGGGCUACGUGACCAGCGUUUGGAACAGCAAGGGCGAGGUCAUCGGGCCCCUGGCGCAGUCCAGCUGGCUGCGCGUCUUCCCAGAGGGCCUGUACAAGAUCACCCAGUAUGUCACCGAGCGGUAUGGCCGCCCUGAGAUCAGGAUCACCGAGAACGGUGUGUCAGCCCCAGGGGAGGCGGCCAUGACCAAGGAUGCAGCCAUCCAUGAUACUUUCCGCCUCAACUUCUACAGGCACGUGGGGUCGCAGGGUUCUGAUGAGUUGGACUACCUCAACCAGCUCUGCCGCUCCCGCAAGGACGGCGCCCGCAUUUCAACCUACUACGCCUGGUCUUUCAUGGACAACUUCGAGUGGCUGCAGGGCUACACAGAGCGCUUCGGCAUCACGCACGUCGAUUUUGCCAGCCCCGGGCUUGAGCGCACGGUGAAGGACUCAGGUUACUACCUGUCAGAUCACUUUUUCAAAUCCAACAGGAAGUAG